Messenger RNA from Lineus longissimus, 685 nucleotides. Its product is annotated as rRNA-processing protein FCF1 homolog. Lineage: Eukaryota; Metazoa; Nemertea; Pilidiophora; Heteronemertea; Lineidae. Gene Ontology annotation, cellular component: small-subunit processome; nucleolus. The transcript has 5 exons. The coding region runs from base 55 to 612 and encodes 185 amino acids. The record is from RefSeq and is a predicted model, not a curated record.
GUUUCAUUUCUUCUUCUUCAGCCGAAGGUCAAGCAGGCAAAGAAAUAUGCCGCCAUGAAGCGCAUGAUUAACUUGAAAGACUCGAGAAUAAACAAGAAAGACCGGCUCAAAAAGAAAAGGAAGAGACCUGAUCCCCAGAAUCUUACAGUGAGAGAGUUACCUCAGGCCUCGUCCGCCUUAUUCUUCAAGUACAAUGAACAGCUUGGACCACCUUAUCAUGUUCUCGUUGAUACCAACUUCAUCAACUUCUCCAUCAAGAACAAACUCGACAUAACGAAAUCUAUGAUGGAUUGUCUCUACGCCAAAUGUAUUCCAUACAUCACCGACUGUGUGAUGGGCGAGCUUGAGAGGCUUGGAAGCAAGUACAGAAUUGCUCUCCGACUGGCCAAGGACCCCAGAUUCCAAAGGUUGCCCUGUCUUCACAAAGGGAUAUACGCUGACGACUGUCUCGUUCAGAGGGUAACCCAGCACAAAUGUUACAUCGUUGCGACAUGUGAUAAGGAUCUGCGUCGACGAAUCAGAAAGAUCCCCGGAGUUCCUCUAAUGUACCUCUCACAACAUCAAUACACCAUUGAAAGAAUGCCAGAUGCUUUUGGAGCUCCAAAGACAUAACUUUUAUCCUAUUCCAACAUUUGACUGUAAAAUUAUGUGAAUAAAGACAAGAAACAAUAGUGGUGAAUGAUAA